This is a messenger RNA of Cyclocybe aegerita, 1269 nucleotides long. The record is from the annotation of a GenBank genome assembly. Lineage: Eukaryota; Fungi; Basidiomycota; Agaricomycetes; Agaricales; Hemipholiotaceae.
AUGUCGUUCACCUUUGGUCAGAGGUUGGGCAUCUUCUUCACGAUUGAGGGAUCGGUCCUUUCGGCAGUUUCGGUGACCUUCAUCCUGUUCUUCGCUCUCUACAAAUGGCUUCGGAGAACAGUUCGAACGUGGGGAAAGCCCGUAAUGCAACCGUCGGACGCGAGUGACUCCAGUCUUUUCCUUAACCUCAUGCUCGCGGAUCUCAUCCAAGCCAUCGGCAAUAUGCCCAAUAUUAAAUGGAUGGCCGACGCGGAAAUCACGGAAGGGCCUCUAUGCACGGCGCAGGCGGUUAUCAAGCAGAUUGGGAUAGUCGGAGUGGCAAUGACGUCUUUGGCUAUCGCUGUCCAUACAUUUUCCAUUCUGGUACUACGGUGGAGAGCGCCAAGGCAUAUAUCCAAGUUUGUGGUGGUUGGGGUCUGGGUCUUCACCGCACUCGUUAUCGGGAUACCGAACGCUGUGCACCGGAAUGAGAGGUAUUAUGGACCUACUGGAUAUUGGUGCUGGAUCGUCACAGAAUACAAGGUUGAGCAAAUCGUGACAGAAUACCUCUGGGUGUGGGUCGCUGGUCUGUCAAUGGCCAUUCUCUACACCCUGAUGUUCGUUGUCAUGAGGGGGUGGUUCAUCAUCGACAAUGGCAUCCACUGGCACAAGAAUUAUAACCCUGUACACCAUGGCGCUGCCGCCCCAGAGACAGAGGAGGAUAAAGAGUCGAAAGCCAUCGCCAAAAUGAUGCUGUUUUAUCCUGCCGUAUACAUCUUCAGCUUCUUCCCCAACAGCCUUGCCCGCUGGCUCUUUUUCAGCGGUUACGAAACGCCCUACCAAUUCUCUCUAUUUGCCAGUACGGUAUAUUCCCUCUCAGGGAUGUUCAACCUCAUUCUCUUCUUCGUCACCCGGCCUGCGCUUGUCGUUGGGCCUAACGUUACCUUCGAAGAGACCCUUCCACUCUCCCAAGCGAUCCACCGCAAGUCCUCGAGUCGUGGCACGAAGCGUCUAGGCCACCUCCCCGAUAUCCAUUACGACGCGUCGCCGGACGUUGACAUCGAGAAGCGCUCGGACGGGCCGGAUUUCGAUCCGCGGAUGUUCACGGAUAAGAACAACUUAUCAUAUUCGCCCGCGUCAAGGUAUGGGUCGUUGCCUACACCUACGCCGCCGCCUGGCAGGGGAAAUACGAUUGAAUAUCUGUCGGUUGAUCGCAACGGGUCAUAUCAGAGAUCGAAGGGAUCGUCGUCAUUGACGGAGGAAGAGGAUUAUGGGCACCUCCCCGGCUGA